This is a messenger RNA of Grus americana (Whooping crane), 3057 nucleotides long. It is a transcript of the gene GRAP, whose product is annotated as GRB2 related adaptor protein. Bases 422 to 1345 code for a protein of 307 amino acids. The record is from RefSeq and is a predicted model, not a curated record. The transcript has 4 exons. Gene Ontology annotation, molecular function: protein binding. NCBI's taxonomy places the organism in Eukaryota, Metazoa, Chordata, Aves, Gruiformes, Gruidae.
AUCCUCAACCUGUGUGUCCAGCCCGUUGCCAUCCUGUUUCCUUCCAAAACCCCGCAGCUGCCCGACACCGCUGCCCAUGACCCACCGCAGAGGUGAUACCGAAUCAUGCCGCCAGCAGACAUGCCCGGGUCUUUUUGCAGAUGGGUCCCCUGGCAUCCAGGUGGGCCAGCAUGGUUCUCCCCCCUCCCAGCACAUCUGGGCAGCUGUGCCCACCGGCAGCGUCUCGCGUGGUGCUCACCGUUUCGCCCCAGCAGCGCUCUGACAUCAGCACGGCUUCCUGCCUGCCUGCACCGCCGCGCCGUGUGCUUGCCCUGUACCCCCACAGUCCCAGGCUGCAGGGUGGCGAGCCCCAGGCAGCCCCGUGCCCCCGGCACGGCGAGCCCCCGAGGCCCCUCAAAACCGCCCUGUGAUAGCCAGCGCCAUGGAGUCGGUGGCUCUGUACAGCUUCCAGGCGACCGAGAAGGACGAGCUGCCCUUUCACAAAGGAGACAUCCUGAAGAUCCUCAACAUGGAAGAUGACCAGAACUGGUACAAGGCCGAGCUGUACGGCUGCGAGGGCUUCGUCCCCAAAAACUACAUCAAGGUCAAGCCGCACCCGUGGUACGCAGGCAGGAUCUCCCGGCACCUGGCAGAAGAGCGACUCCUCAAGCGCAAGUACCUGGGAGCCUUCCUGAUCCGCGACAGCGAGAGCACCCCGGGGGAGUUCUCCAUCUCCGUCAACUACGGCCAGCACGUCCAGCACUUCAAGGUGCUCAGGGAGAGAAACGGCAAAUAUUUCCUCUGGGAGGAAAAGUUCAACUCCCUCAAUGAGCUGGUGGAUUUCUACAGGACGACCACCAUCGCCAAAAAGCAGCAGAUCUUCCUCCGGGAUGAGGACCAGACCCAGGAGGUACCGUCAGGGGUUGGGGCCAUGGGGAGGAGCAGGGCUGGGACGCAGAGUGAUGGCAUGUUUGGCAGCGGGGCCAGGCUGGGAGCCCAUUGCUCCCCCAGUAGCAGGGCUGCCACCGCCCUGGUACGGUUCAUGGGGAAACCAAGGCACAGGACAGGUCGGUGGGUCAGCAACACCAUCCUGGUUUUGCUUCGCCCCAGACCGUGCUCACGGGGAGGUGUCACGGGGCCGCAGCUCCCAGGGGAUGAGGAUUUCCUCCUGCCCAAGCUUUUCCUGCUCCUCCCUGCCGGCCUUGGGACACUGGCGAUGGCCAAGAAACAGCAGAGAGGGACAAAACCAAGGAAAGCAAAUGGCCGGGCACAGAGCAGAGACAGAGUCCAGACCCCGCUGGGUACAGGCUCCUCUGCUGCCCUUGAGCGAAGCAUCCCAGGGAUCCAGUCCCCAACCCCUGUGUGAGCCCCCCUCAAGUCUCCGCUCCCCCGGCCGUGGUGUCCCUGCAGGAGGGGACAUCCUGGGAUCCCUGCAGUUCCCGGCUGGCACUUGGCCCCACGCUCAGGCUCGGCUCAAGGCGGUGUUGAGCAGGAGAGGCUGGAACAGCCCGAGACAGGCAGCGCUGCGGGGAGGCUGGCAGGGUGGAGAAAAGCCACCGUCGCAGCUCGGCAGGGCAGGGCAGAGCAGCUCGCCUCGGGCCCCCACCGCUGUCCCUCGGGCCUGGACGGGGUGCAGCUGGCUUCGGGCAAGCUCCAGCAAAGCCGAGCCCUGUGGCAGCGGCUGUGGAGGCGGCGAAACUGGGCCCUGGGAGCUGGGCUAGGGGCAGCUCCGGCACCUGGAGGGACCCAGGAAGGACCUGGGAAGGAAGGGGUGCCAGCAGCCUCUGAGGGGCAGGGGUCCCCUGGGCACCCAUCUCAGCUCUCCCAAGCAGCAGGAACAGGGAGCCCCAUGCCCUGGGGUGCUUCCCUGCACCCAAGGCUCUGCCCUGCAUCCCAGGGUGUUCCCCUGCACCCCAGGACUUUCUCCUGCACCCCAGGAUCUCCUCUGCACCCCAGGCUCUGCUCUGCACCCGAGGCUGUACCCAGCACUCUAGCUUUUCCCAUGGCAGGAUUUCCCUAGCUCCCAUCUCUUGUCCUUGAAGCAGGCACCCCGGGUACCCCAGCAACCUCUAUGCUUUGCCCCCCCCCGCCCCCCAGGCUGGUCCUCACCGUGCUGUGGCACAGCAUCCCUGGCACGCCGGGGGCUCAGGCAGCGCAGCCUGGUGCAGCCCUAGGGGCUGGCGGACAGGGGCACCUCUGCCCCCCACCAGCCUCUGCCCUCAACUUUCCUCCAGGUGAGGAGACCCAAAUUCGUGCAAGCCCAGUUUGACUUCUCAGCCCACGACGGCUCCCAGCUGCCCUUCCUCCGCGGGGACAUCAUUGAGGUCCUGGACUGCGCCGAUCCCAACUGGUGGCAGGGGAAGAUCUACGGGCGUGUCGGCUUCUUCCCCCGCAACUACGUCCACCCCAUCCGCAAGUGAGCUGCCGCCGGCGCUGCGGGCGAGCAGGGAGGACCGUGGUCCCUACUGCCCCCCACUCACCGGAGCUGCUUUGUGCCUGCACACGGACUGUGCGUCUCUUCGUCCCCACGGACAGUGCCUGUCCCCACACCGGGCUGCGAGGUCCCGGUGCCACACGGGCUGUGCUGGAGGUAGAGGCCAGGCUGGCAGCGAUCCCCAUCCAGGGGCUGCCCGGCUCUGGCACCCUGAAACAUCAGCCACAGCUCUCCCUGCCCCCCGACCCAGGACACCUCCACCCCCCCAGCCCAGGCAUCGUUUCUCGCUGCGGGCUGGCAGCGGUGCUCCCCGGGGAGGGAGCACAGAGCAUUGAACCAGGGCCAUAAAAACUCUUCCAGAGCCACAACCCGGCAGGGUGGCAGCCGCGGAGGGGAAAAGUACAUGGCCCCCAAACCUUUGCUCCUCUCCAGACCCUGUAAGUGAAGCCCUGGCUCCAAGGAGGGCUGCAGGCAGCCAGGAUGAGACCGGGCUCGGUAACUACAUGGAGGAGUGCCAGGGCUUGGGGUGCUAGGGAAGGCUGAUCUGGGGGGAUUCGGUCCUGUGGGUGCUGUUCAUAGCUGCAAAUUGUGGUGCUUUUUUGUAUUAUUUUUUUAUUUAGAGCUAGUAAAAUGUGUUUGGGUGA